UCAUUAUUACAUUCUUUCAUGGUGGGGAUUACAUGUAUGCCGAGAAUUCAGCUGAUAUGUUACUGGGUUGGGAUUAGACAGAGAACAGUAAAGUGUUGUUAUGUAACAGUAUUUGACGGAGGAUUUCAACAUAUAGAAGUCGUUUGACUUUUUUUAAGCGCAGGGUUUAUUUCGCGCAGUUUGUCCUUCGCUGCCUCCCGUACCAAAACAAGGAAGUAAAGGUGAAGGAAGGGAGGUACACAGCGAAACCAGAGAAAAUCUAUAAAAUACGCAUUUACGGCUGUAACUAGCUACAUGGCUGUGCUAUAAAACACACAUUUAUUAUCUAGCAUAGUCAAAACGCGUGUUUUAUUUUCAUAACCACCCUUGCUAUGUUGUUAAAAGACAGCUAACGAGGCUAACCUGUUAGCUAGGAGUUAGCAGCGGCGCUGAAAGGUGGUGUUAAUAUUGCCUGUUGAUAAAAUGGCGCAGAGCAUGUUUCGGACCGGGGUUCUGGUCCGGGCCACACACACCGUGCUGACCUGGGUCAUUACCCUCAUCCUGUUCCUGCAUGACACCGAUCUGCGGAAGUGUGAGGAGCGAGGAGAGCUGCUGCUGCCGGCUCUGUUCUUCCUCGUGGUCGUGCUGUCGGUGCUGUUAUACUUUGCAGUGUCUUUAAUGGAUCCAGGCUUCGUUCUUACUGACACUGUGAAGGGUGCUCAGGGUUCAAAUGAGGAAAUGGAGUCGAUGAUUCCUCAGGCUUCGACCCCUCGGCUGCGGCGCUGUGGAUACUGUCUGCUGCAGCCAAUGAGAGCGAAGCACUGUCAGACGUGUAAACGCUGCGUUCGGCGCUUCGACCACCACUGCCCCUGGAUCGAGAACUGUGUGGGAGAGAGGAACCACCGCUGGUUCAUCGUCUACCUGCUGGUGCAGCUGCUCGCUCUGCUGUGGGCUCUUCACAUCGCUCUGUCUGGAGUUUCGCCCAGCGUCACGUGGGAGCUGUGGUUCAGGGUGAACGGGUUCCUGCUGGUGGCGCUGGGCGUUGUCGGGGUUUUCUCCAUGGUGGUGCUGCUGCUGCUGUGCUGCCACCUCUACCUGGUCUCCAUCAACUGCACCACCUGGGAGUUCAUGUCACGUCACCGGAUCUCGUACCUGAAGAACUGCGGAGACGAGGAGAACCCGUUCGACCGCGGCGUCUUCUGCAACCUGUGGGAUUUCUUCUGCAUCUGCAGGACGGUGGUCUGGGAGCAGGUCUACCACAGAAACACCCCAAACCCGGUGUAGCCUCACGGAGACUGGUGUCAGAUGAACUUGUGGUUCCUUUUGGCUUUUUGUGUUUGACUGCGAUGGAUGCUUUGUGUGCAGGAGAACAACUCUGGACCAUGAAGUUAUACACUAUUAUACACUAGAGCAGACAUACAGAUCAGAAGACACUACUCCAGUGAAAAGUCCUGUAGCUGAGAAAUAUCUCAGCAUGCAUCAGUUGGAUUGGAGCCACCAUGAGGUUUGUGGUUUUCAGUGAAAUAUCUUGACAACUACUUGAAGGAUUUCUUUGAAAUUUGCCACCGACGUUCACGUCCAACCUCAGGAUGAAUUGUUGUAACUUUGAUGAUCCCUGAACUUCUCAUUUAGCGCCAGCGCUAAAACCGUGCAGUGUCAAAGAAGAAAUUCAGAUCAAACAGCUGCCGCCAUUUUGUUUUUCCUGUCUGUUUUGCCGAAUUCAGCCUGAUGUUUUCGUGGUCGCCAAAUUUCUACCAUCAGGCCUGAACAUGAACGUCAGGAACAGUGAAUGCAGCGUGAACGUGGCCUUUACUCUUGUUUUCAUUCAGGAAAGGAAGCCAAACUCAAAUGUAUCCGUGUUUAAUGUCUUAACACAACACCUCCUCCCGUAUUUACAGUUAACACACAUCAGUGCUGCCACACAGCGUUGGUGUCUUUUAACGCAUGUGGACUGAUGCCUCCGGUGUGUGGGCUUACAUAGAAAAUGAAGGGUGCGGGUGUUUUGAUGCGUCAUACUCUGCCUUUACAGUUACUGUCUGCAAAAACAUAAUUAUGAUUAUGAAUCUGCACUGAUUUUUGGCUCUUGACAGUUUUUUAUAUUUGAUCUUACAAACACAAAAAAUCUUGUGUGUAAUUCUUGAAUAUUUAUUUUAAAUCUCUGGGUGGUUUUUUAUAUUGAUUACAUCUAUACUGAUUACUUUAAGUCCCCUAAUUUAGCGUUUAUAAACUGUACGCAGACAUGCGUGAGUGGCGCAGGGAUGACGUACUUUGUAGGCCAAACCGGAAGUUAGCAUCACCCUGGUUCCUUCGAGAAAAAGAGAGAUUUACUCAUUGGGUUUUGGAUUAUUCCAGAAAUAAACUGUGAGUAGAAACACAACGAGGCUGUAAAGGUGGACUGGUGAGUAGAUGGGUUUUCAUGUUAACGUCCCCGACAACCUCUGUAGUCUCAUUUAGACACUCGUUAGCAACCGCCUUUUUUAAGACACGUAAAAGCUUCAAACAUCAGGAGUGGGGGAUUUACUGACCCAUUUUAUGUCGGAGAAUAAAACCUGAAAAUGUCUUGAGCUUGUGUUAAAACCACAGACCUUAUUUCAGACAUUUAACCAGAAACACACUGACUUUGGGACGAGGGAACAGGAAGAGCUAACAUGCUAACUUCCUGGUUUUAGGACUCGCGCUUCUCGAAGAGAACAACAACAAUGGCGGACUGUCGCCAUCUACUGUCCUGGCAUACGACUGCGUUUUCAAACAUUUUUGCAUUAUCAGGAUCCACAAAGAUCGUCGUCACAAUAUAGUUUUUUUUUAAACGCAAAAAAUAACCGUUUCCGCUUUUCGCAAAACUGUUGUUGUGUAAACAAAGUCCGGCGAAAACAUAACCUCUUUGAUGAAGGUGAUAAAUGGUUCCUAACACACUAUAAAGUGGUUGUACGCAGCUGUCAGGAGCUUUCUGAGUGUUGUACAGUUCCGUAUUUGUCAACUAUCAUAUUACAGCUACAUCACAGUGUGUUAUAAACUAUUUAUUUACUGUUUAUGUACUGAAUAUAAACGCUAAACAAACGACAACAACUCAGGUCUGGUCACCACUUUAUAACACUAAUGGCCUUUACUGUAAAUCUGUUGCAGUUAGUAUCUUAUACCAGUGGUUUAAUGGACUGUAACUGGUUCUGUUUUAAUGUAAGUGAUCAUUUUUUAACUGUUUUAAUUUAAUGGAGUCAAGUAUUUUACAAACUUGUUUUACUGUAUUUGUUCUGUUUGUAUUUAUUGACAAGAAGAGUACAUUAAAACACUGAUGAUAUAUG
Molecule: messenger RNA, 3278 nt
Organism: Lates calcarifer (barramundi perch)
Lineage: Eukaryota; Metazoa; Chordata; Actinopteri; Centropomidae
Gene: zdhhc12a
Product: zinc finger DHHC-type palmitoyltransferase 12a
Exons: 5
Coding region: 463-1263 (266 amino acids)
Biological process (GO): protein targeting to membrane; peptidyl-L-cysteine S-palmitoylation
Cellular component (GO): Golgi apparatus; endoplasmic reticulum
Molecular function (GO): protein-cysteine S-palmitoyltransferase activity
Source: RefSeq, a predicted model, not a curated record